This is a messenger RNA of Racocetra persica, 756 nucleotides long. NCBI's taxonomy places the organism in Eukaryota, Fungi, Glomeromycota, Glomeromycetes, Diversisporales, Gigasporaceae. The record is from the annotation of a GenBank genome assembly.
AUGUCUUUGAGAUCUGUUAUGAGUGUUGAUGAUGUGAAUUCUGAAAUCAAUUUUGAAGAUGAAAAAUACAAAAACAAAGCAAAAGCUGGUCGCUUAAAAAUUUUUAAAUAUCUUAAGGAUAAUGGAGCAAAUUGUUGUAUUUUUGACCAAGUGAUCGGUCCUUCAAUUUUCGGAAAAUAUGGAAGCGUUCCAUUCUUUGUUAUGGUCAGAUAUUGGAGUAAAAAUAAUACGAGAAAUAUAGAUGACAAAUAUGAUGAAUACUGUAACGAUUAUCGUGAAAAUUUUCCAGAUAAUUUUACAAAAUUUUAUUUUUGUCCACCCGAUGAAACACCAUACAUAAAGUACAAAAAUAUCCAUUUUAACUCUGAAUGUGAUGAAGGGUUUGAAUAUUAUGUACAAAAUGAAGAUGACUUACUGGAUUUGUUGAUUUUAGAAAAUGAUAACCAGCAAGUGCUUUCCCAAAAUUCAUCGGUUUCCGCUCCAUCACAAGAAAGAAAUCAAGAUAACAUCAUCACAGAUUCAUUCAAAAAUCUAGCAAGCUUUGAAUAUUGUAUAUCAGUAACAUAUAAAAUGCGGUUUGAUCCUUCUGAAAAUGACAUCAUUGACUACCGUGGGUUUGACUAUUUUGGUAAAAGGAAUCAGCAAUAUUUUGCAAUUAGAGAUGAACGUAAUCAUAAUGUGCAAAAUGAAGCUGACAUGCGCACUCAUUUGAAUGAUUUUAAUAGAAUAUUUAAUACUAUAUUUAAUAAUGAGGAU